Fraxinus pennsylvanica is the source of this 2646-nucleotide messenger RNA. The record is from the annotation of a GenBank genome assembly. NCBI's taxonomy places the organism in Eukaryota, Viridiplantae, Streptophyta, Magnoliopsida, Lamiales, Oleaceae.
AUGCUUCCUAGAAAGAGACCACUGGAAGGCGAGGCUGUUAAAGAAAGUGAAUCGGAAAGCGUUCUGAAGAAGAGUCGUUUCUGUUUCUUUGCCGAUAGUAAGAGCGUUUGUGAAGGAAGUGGCAGUGGGAGUCAAGAGACCAACAUUGACGGAACCAGUAGUGUUAGUUUAGAGAACAGAAACAGUAACAACAGCUGCAGCCGGGAGGAGCCUUCAAUUACGGAAAUGGCCUUUGACGUUGGAAAAUCGCACGAUAUUGAUGAAGAUCUCCAUAGCAGGCAGCUUGCUGUGUAUGGACGAGAGACGAUGCGGCGGCUUUUUGCGUCAAACGUUCUGGUAUCUGGAAUGCAAGGCCUCGGUGCUGAGAUCGCUAAGAACCUUAUUCUUGCCGGUGUGAAGUCUGUCACGUUGCAUGAUGAAGGAAAAGUGGAGUUAUGGGAUUUGUCUAGUAACUUUAUUUUCUCUGAGAAUGACGUUGGUAAGAACAGGGCACUUGCAUCUAUUCAGAAACUACAAGAGCUCAACAAUGCUGUGGUUAUCUCGACCCUGACUAUGAAAUUGACGAAAGAACAACUUUCUGAAUUCCAGGCUGUGGUUUUUACUGACAUAAGCUUAGAGAAUGCAAUCGAGUUCAAUGAAUACUGUCACAAUCAUCAACCUCCUAUUGCUUUCAUCAAGACUGAAGUUAGAGGCCUUUUUGGCAUUAUUGCAUCUAUCAGUAAUGAUAACCCUGCUCUUGUGUCGUGUGUGGACGAUGAAAGGCUAGAAUUUCAGGAUGGGGAUCUUGUUGUGUUCUCAGAAGUACAGGGAAUGACAGAACUCAAUGAUGGGAAGCCGAGAAAGAUAAAAACUGCACGACCAUACUCUUUCAUCCUUGAUGAAGAUACCACAAGUUUCGGUGGAUAUGAGAAAGGUGGUAUCGUAGCUCAGGUAAAACAGCCCAAGGUUUUGAACUUCAAGCCGCUGAGGGAAGCAAUUAAAGAUCCUGGAGAUUUUCUUCUUUGUGAUUUCUCUAAGUUUGACCACCCACCUCUCUUGCAUUUGGCAUUCCAAUCGCUGGAUAAGUUUGUCUCUGAAUUGGGGCGCUUCCCAGUGGCUGGUUCUGAAGAGGAUGCUCAGAGGCUUUAUGUUGAUCAAAGAUGCCUGUAUUUCCAGAAGCCACUUCUUGAAUCUGGAACAUUAGGUGCCAAAUGUAACACUCAAAUGGUCAUUCCGCAUCUGACUGAGAAUUAUGGCGCCUCAAGAGAUCCUCCUGAGAAACAAGCACCAAUGUGUACUGUGCACUCCUUCCCACACAACAUUGAUCAUUGCUUGACAUGGGCCAGAUCAGAAUUUGAGGGCUUGCUUGAGAAAACACCUGCUGAAGUAAAUGCCUAUCUUUCUAACCCAGCCGAAUAUACAUCUGCAAUGAGAAAUGCUGGUGAUGCUCAAGCCAGAGACAAUUUGGAACAUAUACUCGAGUGCCUUGACAGGGAAAGAUGUGAAUCGUUCCAGGAUUGUAUUACAUGGGCUCGUUUAAAGUUCGAAGAUUAUUUUGCUAACAGGGUGAAACAGUUGACUUAUACUUUCCCUGAAGAUGCUGUGACUAGUACUGGCGUACCAUUCUGGUCAGCCCCCAAGCGGUUCCCUCGCCCCCUGCAGUUUUCUACUGAUGAUCCCAGCCAUCUCCAUUUCCUUAUGGCUGCAUCCAUUCUACGCGCUCAGACAUUUGGCAUUCCUGUUCCUAAUUGGCACCCUAAGAAAUUGGCUGAAACUCUUGAUAGAAUCAUGGUUCCUGAAUUUCAACCAAAGAAAGAUGCGAAAAUUGUUACUGAUGAGAAGGCUACCAGUCUUGCUGCUGCUUCUUUGGAUGAUGCUGUGGUUAUUAAUGAGUUAAUAAUGAAGCUGGAGCAGAUUCGGCAGAAGUUAUUGCCAAACUUCAGGAUGAAACCAAUUCAAUUUGAAAAAGAUGAUGAUACAAAUUACCACAUGGACCUGAUUGCUGGACUUGCUAACAUGAGGGCAAGAAAUUAUGGCAUUCUUGAAGUUGAUAAGUUAAAAGCCAAAUUCAUUGCUGGACGUAUUAUACCCGCAAUUGCAACUUCCACAGCGAUGGCUACAGGUUUGGUUUGCCUGGAGCUCUACAAGGUUAUUAAUGGAGGGCACAAGUUAGAAGACUAUCGUAACACAUUUGCUAAUUUAGCUCUACCAUUAUUCUCCAUGGCCGAACCAGUUCCUCCUAAGAUCAUCAAGUAUAAGGACAUGAGCUGGACUGUGUGGGACAGAUGGAUAAUCAAAGGUAACCCUACACUUCGGGAACUACUCAAAUGGCUCGAGGACAAGGGGCUAAAUGCCUAUAGUAUUUCAUUUGGAAGUUGCUUGCUCUACAAUAGCAUGUUCCCAAGGCACAAAGAGCGAAUGGACAAGAAGAUAGUUGACGUUGCACGGGAAGUGGCAAAGGCUGAGCUGCCACCAUACCGCCACCACUUGGAUAUAGUAGUAGCAUGCGAGGACGAUGAAGAUAAUGAUAUCGACAUCCCUCAGAUAUCAUGUUUGUUGCUGGGUGGAGCAUUUGUGUCGAACACUCUAUGCUGGUUUUCACAGGUCGGUUGGGUGCUAUCAGAGACUCACUGCCGCUGCUGGCAUGCUGAACUUAUGUUAGAUUGA